AUGAAGUUCUCGGUUUUCCAGACGGCUGUGGCGGCUGUUACUGUUAUUUCAGCCGAUGCCAAACUUCUGAUUUGCUCCGAUAGUACAACCGCAAACUAUGCUGCAGACUCGGUUCUCCAGGGGUGGGGCUAUUACAUCGGAGACUACUUGAGUAUUCCGGUUAGCAACCUCGCAAAAAAUGGUCGCUCCACUCGUUCGUUUAUCAACGAAGGACUUUGGGAUACACUUUUGAAGAAUACAGUGGCAGGUGACUUCGUUGUUAUUGAGAUGGGGCACAACGAUGAUGGCGACCCUCGCACAGACACCAAGGACCGCUUCACCCUACCCGGCAUCGGCAACGACUCUGUCCAAGUCACGACCUCGACAGGUACAAAGGAGACGGUGCAUUCUUUUGGCUUCUAUCUUCGCAAGAUGAUCGCCGAUGUUCAAGCGAAGAAGGGCAUCCCUGUUUUAUCUGGCAUGGUCAAUCGCAACUACUGGUCCGGCAACAAGUUGCAGUCUAACUGGGCCUUUGCGACAUAUGCCGAGCAGGUUGCGCAGCAAGAAGGCGUCGCUUAUGUCGACCACACUAAGUACUCAGUUGCGACCUUUCAGGCCAUGGGACAAACCAAAGCGACGACUUACUAUCCCAAUGACAAGACACACACAAACUGGGAAGGCGCUAGGAUUAAUGCGCAGACCUUUGUUCAGGCCCUCAAGUGUGGAUCUGGUGGUGGUGGUCUCAAGGGCCAGUUGAACGCAGCCGGUCGGUCAGUAUCGGUGACGGCCUGCUAA
This is a messenger RNA of Colletotrichum truncatum, 774 nucleotides long. Its product is annotated as rhamnogalacturonan acetylesterase. Gene Ontology annotation, molecular function: hydrolase activity. Lineage: Eukaryota; Fungi; Ascomycota; Sordariomycetes; Glomerellales; Glomerellaceae. The record is from RefSeq and is a predicted model, not a curated record.